CAAUCAGCGUCCGUCCUUGUCUCCGCAUUCUGAGCUCGAACGCCGCGGCGGCUAGGGGAUCCGCGGCUGGGACGCUGCGGGGCGGGCAUGGGUUGGAGUGGAAGCUUCUCUCCGGACCUGACUACAGCCAGCACCAUGUGGUUACUAACUGCUCUUCAUUCACCUAUUGAUGCCUCCCAGAAAAAAACGCCGCCAAACGUCCCAGAAAGCCCAGCUGCUGUUCCACCAACAGCCACUAGAGGGCCCCAAACACCGCUAUGCAUCGCCACAGUAUCCCAUCACCCACACUGUGCGGGCACCCAGCAAGCCCAUUGACCACAACACUAUUACUUCCUGGGUAUCACCUCAGUUUGAUGGAACAGCAGAAAGCUGGUUCCCAGCCAACCGGAAACGGAAACGUCAUCACCGAGACCAGGCAAAACAUUCAAGUCGAAAAUCUACCACCUCCAAGUUUCCACAGCUACCAUUUGAGAGUCCACAGUCUUCUACCAGUUCAGCCACACUUGGGAUCCCCUUAACCAGGGAGUGCCUCAGUCAAUCAGAAAAGGACAUUUCCGGAAGGCGCUUAGUUCCAAUGCUCAGUCCCCAGAGCUGUGGGGAACUGUCAGCACAUGCACUUCAAAACUUACCUUAUGUGUUCAUUGCACCUGAUAUCCAGACCCCAGAGUCAUCUUCUGGAAAGGAGGGGCCCAUUCCCCCAGAUCAGAGGGAAAAUAGCCUGUCAAACUACUCCCUUCACACUAAUACUCCCGAGAGCCCGGAUCCUGGGCCUGUUCUGGUUAAAGACACUCCUGAGGAGAAGUAUGGGGUAAAGGUCACAUGGAGGAGACGACGAAACCUCUUUACUUACCUCCAGGAGAGAGGGAAGCUGAGCAAUAGCCAGUUCCUUGUGAAAAACUGACUAGAUUUCUCAGACAAUAAUCUCAAGAAAUUGAUUGCUGGUUUUCACUGAGUUGCUAAAGUCACUUUUCCAGCUCACAGAAGGGCACAUCAGUAGAAUAAAAUGGAAAUAAUACCAAUAACACCAAUAGAAGAAAGGUAUUUUAACUAGAGCCCUGGAGUCAUAAGGGAAUUCGGUUCCCAGAUUUGCUUGUUUAAGUAUGUUGUUAUAAACAAUUUUUAGUGUAUAGACAGUUCACUUUAUAUUUUUCUUGUAUUAACAGUUUAAAAUUUUUAAAUAUCUUGUAGUAACUGUUUAAAAUGUGUUUGUAAAUAAAUGGCCACAGAAAAUUUUUCGAGAACCCUGAUUCCCACUGCCAGUAUGUGCCAAUACUGCCCCCUCCAUAAUAGGUCUUCCUUGUUUGCUUUUACCACUACUCAUUUAUCCUUUAAUCACCUCAUUCAAACUAAUAAUUCAUUACACAUUUUUGAGUACCAACUCUGUCAGGCUCAGUGGCAGCUUCGUCUAUGACUUGAUGGAUGAAAAAACUCAAAGCAAGCUCUGACUUUUUAUAGUUGAGCUGCCACCUGUGCAACCUUGGCUCAUGUGCUGAAGAAAGAGCAGCAAGCCGUGUUUGGCAACAGUAGGAUCAGGGGUGGUAAAGGGGACAUGUGUAAGUUACUUAGGUUUGCUGUGUUUCGAUUUUUUAUUUCCAGCCAAAGCUGUAAAGAAAUAAGGUGGGAAAAUGAUUUCUUGGGGUAACUGUUUAAAAUGUAUAUAAAUAAAUGUGGAAACUUUUCAGAGAAUACUAAUUGUAAUUAACCUUUUCACUGCGUUGAUUGAUUUCAAGUUCUCCAAAAUGUGUCAAAAAUCCACAGAAAAUAAUUACAGUAUUUAUAUUUUU
Messenger RNA from Rhinolophus ferrumequinum (greater horseshoe bat), 1784 nucleotides. RefSeq names its product RAD9-HUS1-RAD1 interacting nuclear orphan 1 (gene RHNO1). The transcript is spliced from 3 exons. Gene Ontology annotation, biological process: DNA damage checkpoint signaling; recombinational repair; cellular response to ionizing radiation. The record is from RefSeq and is a predicted model, not a curated record. Bases 170 to 901 code for a protein of 243 amino acids. Lineage: Eukaryota; Metazoa; Chordata; Mammalia; Chiroptera; Rhinolophidae. Gene Ontology annotation, cellular component: nucleus; chromosome.